AUGGUCAUCACCAGCUCCCGCAGGGAACCUGGGUGUGAGCGAGGCCCGCGCUGCAGCGAGCGGCCACCAGGGGGCGCCCAGGCCACGCAGGAAGCUGAGCUGCCUUGGCUCACCAUGGACAGCGGCGUGCCCCUCAUCUGUGACUACGGCUCGGGCCUCAGCAAGGUGGGCUUCGCAGGAGCCGAGGCGCCCCAGGCCAUCUUCCCAACCAUGCUGGGGAAACUCCGGCACGACAACGUGUUGGUGGGAAUGGAGGAGGAAGACUGGUUCAUCGGAGCCGAGGCUCAGAAACACCGAGAGAGAAUCAUCCUGCAGUACCCCAUCUCCCGAGGGAGCGUCGUGAACUGGGACACCAUGGAAAAGAUCUGGCAUCAUUCCUUCUACCAGGUGCUGCACACCGCCCCGGAGCAGCACCCCCUGAUGCUGACCGAGCCACCUUUAAACGCACCGGCCAACAAGGAGAAAGCGUGCCAGAUCCUGUUCGAGACCUUCAACGUGCCUGCCCUGUACCUGGCCAAUCAGGCAGUCCUCUCUCUCUACUCCUCCGGGCAGACCUCCGGAACCACCAUUGAAGCCGGGGAGGGGAUGACGCACUUCGUGCCCAUCAGCGAGGGCUGUCCUUUGCAUCAGUCGACCAUCCAGCUGGACAUCGCGGGGCAAGACCUGACCUUGUACCUCCUGCAGCUGCUGUCAGCUGGCGGACACCCCCUGCUGGGCACAGCUGACCGGGAGUGCGUCAGGGACCUGAAGGAGAGGUGCUGCUACGUGGCCCCCGACUUUGACAGGGAGAAGGAGCAGGCCUCGCCCUCCUGCCAGGAGAAAUACCGGCUCCCCGACGGCCAGGAGAUCUGCCUCGGGCAGGAGAGGUUUUUCUGCCCCGAGGCACUCUUCCAGCCGGAGCUCAUCGGGAGAAACAGUGUGGGGAUGCACAUGACGGCCGUGCAGAGCAUCUCUGCCUGCAGGCCCGCGCUCUGGAGGGCCCUGUUCGGCCACAUCAUGCUGUCCGGAGGGACCAGCUGCGUCUCCGGCUUGCAGUCCCGACUGCAGAGAGAGAUAGUGGAGCUGGUUUCGCCCGCACUUACGGUCAAGGUGAUCAGCUGCCCCUACUCUGCCUACGGCGCCUGGGUCGGGGGCUCCAUCUUGUGCUCCCUCUCCACCUUCGAGGACAUGUGGGUCACCAGCUCCGAGUACAGUGAGGUCGGCUCCUCUGUCGCCUGCAGAAGAAGUUUCUGA
Molecule: messenger RNA, 1233 nt
Organism: Lepus europaeus (European hare)
Lineage: Eukaryota; Metazoa; Chordata; Mammalia; Lagomorpha; Leporidae
Exons: 9
Coding region: 1-1233 (410 amino acids)
Source: RefSeq, a predicted model, not a curated record